CGCCAUCCAUGCCUGCCGGCCGGGACACGCUGAUAAGAUAAAGAAAGCCCCUGUCACGCACCUACCCUAGGCUCGGCUUUCACGUCAUUGUUUGAAGGCGCCAGUCAUCAUCGCCCAACCAUCGCGGUCCUUGUCUACCGAUAGAAUUGCUUCAAGGACAUAUCUGUUCGCUGAGAGCCAGCCGUUGCUGCCUAGCCGCGUCUUGCCUAGCCAUAAAUGUUUCCAGUUGCGCUGCGCAAGUUUAUCGAUUGAAUGAACCGCGUCUGUUGGCACGCUCGCCCUAUGCAGAUGCAGUGGGAGGACCUGCCCGCCGUCGGUGCCUUUUAACUCUUUGCAGUUGACACCGACAGCAACCUUGUUGAUACCGCGGUACAUUCUUCAUCCCCAUAUAUCACACGCGUCCACAUCCCCGAAAUAAUGAGCCAAUCACUUGUAGACUACCUCGUGGAAAACGAGCCUGCUUUCAGGAAAUCCCGUCUAGGGGCUCUUUACUCCGACUUCCAAACCCAGCGGACGCUCAACCCAGACGGCUACCAAGCGAACGUGUCGGCAUGGCGCAGGGCGCUUGCCCGCAUUGUCCGAUCAGGCCUUGCCCCGGGGAGGCUGGCGGGCGCGCCUGACUUGUUCGUCCUCCAUUCCGACGAGCAACUGCUCCGCGCGCUCGAAUCGAAGCAAUACGGCAGGCCGCUCGCACUGGGCGCCGUCGUGCGCGAGGCGAUCGCCGCAAAGGACCUCAUACCGCUCAGCCAGUUUCUGGCCGCCAAGGAUAGCAUCUACCACCGGUCCUGGUCCGUGUGGAAUCUCGCGGCUUGGACCAUGAAGCAGCUCGGCGUGGCGGAUAUGCUGAAGAGUGAUAGAUUGCAGCCGGGCCAGUUCGUCGUGGUGGCCAAUGUGGAGGAGGCGGGCAAGGCCUUUGGGGAGAGGAACGGGGCAGCAGCAGCCACACACAGUCGCCUCGAGCGGACAUUUUCCAAGUCGCACUUUUACAGGACGUUCAAUGAUCAACUCCUAGACGGAAAGCAAAUCUCGGAAACAGACAUGGAGGUGCUGCUCAAGUUCUUAUCGCGCGACAAGGGGCUAAUUCUGUACGACGGAUCUACGGUCAAGAUCAAGGCACCUGGCGUGCAAGAGGCGGCUGCCAUUACAGACGAGGACGUCUCCAUCGCGCAGCUGAAGGAGCUGCUCGCCUCCUUGACGCACCAAACGGUUCUGCUCGGGAAGCGGCUUGAGGAGCUCACCGUCACGGCCAAGCAAGCCGUGGCGAAGAACAACCGCGUUGCCGCCAUGGCGGCCCUCAAGUCCAAGAAACUGACCGAGUCCACGCUGGAGCGGCGAUUCGCAACGGUCAACCAGUUGGAGGAAGUAGCGGCCAAGAUAGAGCAGGCGUCAGACAAUGUGCAGCUUGUCCGAGUCAUGGAGUCGAGCGGCGAGGCGCUGCGUAGCUUAUACGCGCAGACGGGCGGCGUCGAGCGCGUUGAUGAGGUGGUGGGUCGCCUCCGCGAGCAGAUGGCCGCCACGGACGAGGUUGGCAGCAUCCUCGCCGAGUCUGCCGGUACCGAGGUGGUCGAUGAGGCCGAGAUUGAGGACGAGAUAGCAGCCCUAGAACUUGAGGAGAGGCGCAAGGUGGAAGAGGCCGAGAGGGCGGUCCGUGAGGCCGAACAGGCAAGAGAAGCGGAGGAGACGCGCAGGCGGCUCGAAGCUGUUGAGAAGGUGCCCGCGGAUGUGCAACCUAGCCGGGGCGAGCGAGAGAAGGGGAAGGAGAAAGAGCAAGCCCCAGAGACCAAGACGGAGAUAGAGGAUAUGAUGAUGCAUUAGAAACAAAUUCCACCUAAUCCAUUGAGCACACAGACGCCACUUCCACAAAGCCCUUUUCUGGGGACGGGUGUAGCAAGUUUGCGCAGGGCCCGGUAGAACCCAGCAUAUACCUCACCAAGCAAAUUUACUGUGGUACCUGCUCAUCUGCAUUCUCAAUACAUGGAGGUAAGUCUUCCGGCUUCUUGGACAGGCUUAUGCUGUCGGGUGGUAGAUCUCUUGCAAGCAUUGCCGCUGGGUCUUCAUGGAUGCCAAUGCUACCUUCGUGCGAGUGUUUGAGCCCUUCUCUGCUCCUGGAAGGCGAGCAAGUGAGGUCAACAACGGUUGCUGUGGGCAACUGCGGCGAGGAUUGUGCCGGCGGACCACCACUCCCCUCCCCUUCGUCUUGUGCCAAAAUUGGUUCCUUUGACGCUUUUUC
Molecule: messenger RNA, 2230 nt
Organism: Canariomyces notabilis
Lineage: Eukaryota; Fungi; Ascomycota; Sordariomycetes; Sordariales; Chaetomiaceae
Exons: 3
Coding region: 418-1815 (465 amino acids)
Biological process (GO): vesicle budding from membrane; late endosome to vacuole transport via multivesicular body sorting pathway
Cellular component (GO): multivesicular body; ESCRT III complex
Source: RefSeq, a predicted model, not a curated record